Molecule: messenger RNA, 708 nt
Organism: Colletotrichum gloeosporioides
Lineage: Eukaryota; Fungi; Ascomycota; Sordariomycetes; Glomerellales; Glomerellaceae
Product: putative oxidoreductase yanE
Exons: 3
Coding region: 1-708 (235 amino acids)
Source: RefSeq, a predicted model, not a curated record
AUGCCCGAGUCCGACAAGAACGCGGUGAAGUACUCCGACUCGGACACUCUUGUCACAGUUCUAAAUGGUGCCGUCGUCGGCCGUCUUAUUCAACACCCGGAGCGCUCAUUUGCCCUACGAGUUGAGCUAGACCUCGUGAAGGGCGCCAAGUUCUUCGAAAAGAAGCCUCCCACACAUUUCCAUCUCCAGGAAGAGUACAUUGAGGCUGUUGAGGGGAAGAUCAUCGUUGAGCUCGAAGGCAAAGAAAUCAUCCUAGGGCCGACGGACGGCCGAUUUCCCAUCAAGCCGUACGUCCAUCACCGGUCGUACCCCGUGCCGAUCUCGGGCCAGGACGACGGCAUCACUCAAGUCGCCUUUCUUCUGUCUGGUGAGAGGACGGACAACGUCUUUGAGUUGAAUCCCGUGUUCUUUGAGAACUGGUAUAAGUACCAAGACGACAUUGUCGUGAAGGGUGAAAAGAUCGACUUCUUCCAACUUUUCUGCACAUUUGAUGCUGGAGGAACCUAUGUAUCGUUUCCCAGCUGGGUUCCUUUCGGGAAGUACUUCUCUGUCGGGCUGGGUAUCGUGGUAGGGCGAUGGAUCGGGAGCGGAUUGCUCGGGUACCAGCCAUUCUAUCGCAAGUGGACAACAGAUUGGGAUCUUGCAUGCGAUAGAAUGAGUCAGACGGUCUUCCAGAGACGAUUUGUAGACAAUGUAAAGGCCGAUUAA